Brassica napus (rape) is the source of this 5275-nucleotide messenger RNA. Its product is annotated as cysteine-tryptophan domain-containing zinc finger protein 7. The record is from RefSeq and is a predicted model, not a curated record. Lineage: Eukaryota; Viridiplantae; Streptophyta; Magnoliopsida; Brassicales; Brassicaceae. Gene Ontology annotation, molecular function: zinc ion binding. The transcript is spliced from 11 exons. The coding region runs from base 444 to 4373 and encodes 1309 amino acids.
AAAACCCGGGAGAUUCUUCGGGUUGGUUUUGCUGAAUUGAUUUUGUCCAGCGAACAGAGAGAUCCAAUUCCAAACUCAUAUUUGAUCCAAUUCCAAAAACUCCCAAAUAAUUCUGCUCUCUUUCCAUCAGAUUGUUUUCUCUUCGAAUUCAAUUGCUCUUCGAAAUUGAACAAAAAAACAAAAAUCAAAUUCACUUUCUGGGGGGGCUGGCUUCUACUUUGUCUCUUGUGUUCGAUUUAGGGUGCUCCUGAUCGGAUUUCGAAUUUGAUCUUAGCUAAGGCAAAUCUUAUAAGUUUGGGGCUUUACUGUUUCGUGGAUCCGUAGCCAAUCCAAUUGUUUUGUCUUAACGUUUUUUUUCGUGUGUGUGGGUGUGUGUGUGGGUGUGGGGAGGAUUGCAAUGUUAGAAAGGGGCUAGGGUUAGGGUUAAGGUGGUGUGGAUAGAUAUGGAGGAGUCUGAGCUUGAAGAAGGAGAGGCUUGCUCUUACAAUCUCACUAACGAUUUUGGUUCUAGCUUCGACCCUGACAACGAUCUCUCUUACAUUGACCACAAGCUUCAAAACAUACUUGGACAUUUCCAGAAAGACUUCGAGGGCGAUUUUUCUGCUGAGAAUCUUGGGGCGAAAUUUGGUGGCUAUGGCUCUUUCUUGCCAACUUAUCAACGUUCCCCUCUUUGGUCUUAUCCAAAGGCACCUGCAAAACCUCAGAGCUCUGCAGGGACUAGAUCUCCUAACAUCUUACCAGGGGAGUCCCAGAGUGGUAAUGCAGCUUCUUCUAGCCUUCCUAAAAAGGCAAAUUCUGAGCUUGCUUCCUCUAGAAUCCCCAAAAAAUCAAUGAAAUCCAAGAAACCCAACUCCAGUUCCAGACAUGAAUCUGCAACCGAGAAGCCUGGGGUCUUCAGUAAACAAAACUCCCUGAAGCUUCGGAUAAAGAUGGGAGCAGAUAGUUUACCUGCUGAAAAGAAUGCUGCUGCGAUAUACAGUGGCCUCGGACUUGAUGUGUCGCCUAAUAGUGUUUCUGGUAGUGAAGGGAUGUCUGGAGAACCUCAAGGUUAUUCUCCGUUGGAGUCUCCCGCCAAUAUUCUUAAUGUUAUGACUUCUCUUCCUGUGGAUCCUGGUCAGUUGCUAUCUCCACUCUCUAAUGACCUGAUUCGGUUCAUCGAGAGGGAAAAACCCGAGAAGGGAUAUAAGCGUACAUCUCCAUCCAGGCUUUUCAUUGAGAGUUCUUCUGCUAUGGCAAACCGUCUGGAACCUCAAAAGGCUGGAGAGGAUCCAUCAGUGGAGAAGAAAAGAAAGAUGCUGGAGAGGAACAACUUGUCUGCAGAGGCAAGUGUCCGCAGUAAGAAGGGUCUACUUGAUGGAAAUGAUGUCUCCGUCAAGAAGCCAACGGAAACAAACACAUCAUAUCCUUCUGCUACGGAGAAAGAAACCGCCAGUAGUAAAUUAUUUGACGCAUCCAAAGAAAAUUACAAUGGCAGUCUUAAGGGAGAAAUGGAGGUAGGAGAAUACAAAGGAAGCAAAGCUCUUGAGCCGCCGCAUCAUGAGAAUCCAAAGACUAGUUCAGCUGGAAGUGUUCGGGGAGAUAAGAAGAAUAGAUUUGGUGAUGAUGAUGCUUCAGGACGCUCGAGGAAAGAAUACAAAGGAAGCCAAGCUCCUGAGUUAGCCAAAAAGGAAACAGAAGCGUCAAAGCUGAAAAGUGGUCAUAAAGAACAUUCGUCGAGAAAACAGAAGUCUGAUCAGACAGAACGGGAGCCACAGUCUUCAUCGAAGUUUAGUAAACAGAAAAGCUCUGUUGUCAAUGAAACAAAGAUGAAUGGUCAAGCUGAGAAGAAGGAAGUGGCAGCCUUGAAACCACAUAAUGGUGGCAAAAAAGCUGAGGACACUUACAAAGACUUUUUUGGAGACAUGGAGGACUCUGAGGAGGAAGAGGAACCUCCGACCUUAGAAGAUACGCCGGAAAAGUCUCGAGUCCCAGUGACAGAAUCUCAGAAUGUUGGUCCUGGACCCUCAGUGGGCAAACUUGGUAGUGAUCCUUCUCUUCCUAAAGCGAAUCCCGUGGUCAUAGAAGAACAUUGGGUUGCUUGUGACAAGUGUGGACAGUGGCGGCUUCUUCCUUUUGGCCCCGUCCCCAAACUUCCGGAGAAAUGGAUGUGCACGAUGCUUGAUUGGCUCCCUGGUGCGAACUAUUGCGAUGUUCCUGAAGAUGAAACAACGAAAGCUGUGUAUGCGAUGUAUCAGAUUCCUGCACCUGACAGCCAGGCUCCAGUGCAGAGUGGUCUUAAACCUCAGUUUAAUCAGGGAGAGGACAACACCAAAAAGAAGAGGAAGGGUUUUAAAAAGUUAGACAACGGAAUGGUCAAAGAAGGUUCUCGGACUGCAGAGACGAGCAAGAAGAGUAUCCUAACAUCAGCAAGAAACGGAACCAUGCACAACUCGCAUGGACUUAGUGACUUUGCUGACGAAGAGAGACAGAAACAUAAACAGAAAGAGAGAGGCAAAGCAGUGGAUCACCACUCUGAUCAUGACUCGAGGAGCUUGAAGAUGAAUAACAAAAGGAAUGCAGAGCGAGAGAGUUCUAUGCUGGCCAAGAAAAUGAAGAUUGAAAGUUUUCUGUUUCCUGAUGAAGGAGGAGCCUCAGACAGUGGUGUCCCCGUCGCAUCAGCAGAUAAAAAGCACAAGCCUCGAGUCUCCUCUAAAAUGCCAAAAGAGGAAGGAGGAGGAGCUUCGGACACGGGAAAUAGUAAUAGCACAGGGGGGAGUAAAAAGAGGAAACUGAAAGAGAGCCAUGGUUCUCCUAGGGUGUACCGUGAGAAGGAAAACCAUGAACGAAAGAAAGCUCGAGUUCUUAAAGAAGGAAAGGAACCAAGUUUUUCUCAUGGAAGUGGAAAAUCGGAAAAGAAAAACAAAAGUCAUUCGAGAAGAGAGUACGGACAUGUUGCAGCCACCUCUAGUUCUUCUCAUAAACCCAGAAACAGCUCCCACGAAGUUAAAUCUUCGCCUGUUGAGUCGGUGUCGUCCUCACCUAUGAGAAAGAAGAAAGUAGAAUCUCAUGAUACUGACUUCUUGGCAGCAAGUAGUAUGAGAAGAUUCUCAGAUGGUGAAGGUGAUGGUGGGAGUGAUAGAUCGCAAACGCGGAGAAAGAACAAACAUGGAUCCCGUGAGUCUCCUGUGCUAGAUGUUUGUGAUAAUAAAGGAUCUUUGAAAGCUAAAGUGCGCGCUGAACCUUCUCUGGAUGCCAAUUUAGAAAAUGGUGGCCACAAGGAUCAUAUUCAUCGACGUAGCAAUGAUUCUUUGGCGAAGAAGUCAGGAAAAGGUUCAUCUUCACGGGAUGGUCCGAGACAUAUUGAAAAGAAGAUAAACGAUGGUAGUAGUCCAGACAUGGUCGUGAAACCAAACAUUCCAAAGCCUUAUGACGUUGAAAGAGUAUCAGAGAGGAGUAACAGAGCAGAUCUAACUUCUCCAGCACGGCCACCAUCUAGAGGCGAUUCCUCCCGUAAGAAAGUCGAAAAAUGUGGGACAUCAGCUGGGAAUAAUAGUAUCCAAGCUGAUGAUGUGACGAAGGCAACAGCCCAGGUAAGAAGGAGAAACGAGCCUUCUCCAAGCCCCUUGCGGAAGGAAGUAACAUCUGUGCAAGCCGCCCAUGGUAUUUUGAAAGAAGCUAAAGAUCUAAAACAUACAGCUGAUCGCCUCAAGAGUUCUAUCUCAAACCUUGAGUUCAUUGAGCUUUACUUCCAAGCUUGCCUCAAGUUUCUUCACGGUGCUUUUCUCUUGGAGACGAGCAGUAACGAGAGUGCUAGACAAGGAGAGACAAUGAUCCACUCUACGAGUAUUUAUAGCAGCACAGCGAAUCUCUGCGGAUUUUGUGCACGUGAGUAUGAGAAGUCUAAAGAGAUGGGAGCUGCUGCUCUGGCUUACAAAUGCAUGGAGGCAGGGUAUAUGAGAGUGCUCAACUCCUCUUACACCAGUGCUAAUAGAUACCGAAAUGAAUUGCAGACUUCUUUGCAAAUAGUUCCUCCUGGUGAGUCUCCUUCCUCUUCUGCUUCGGAUGUUGAUAACGUGAACAAUCCAGCAGCUGUAGACAGAGUUGGCAACUCAAGGUGCACCAGCUCUCCUUUAGUUGCCGGGAACCACGUCAUUUCAGCGCAAAACCGCUCUAAUAUCUUACGCAUAAUUCAAUUUGCUCAGAACGUAAAUCUGGCAAUGGAUGCAUCGAGGAAAUCACGUGUGGCAUUGGCAGCUUCUAUUGAAAACUUGGGGGAGGACCAACAACAAGGAGAGGGAGUUCUAUCCAUAAAAAGCACUCUUGAUUAUAACUUUCAAGACUUGGAAGGGUUGCUACGUCUAGUGAAGCUUGCAAUGCAGGCCAAUAACCGGUGAAAGACGAGCUGAAAUGAAGCAGCUUUUUUUUUUGUCAAGUGAGAAGAAGAAAGAGGCAAAAUUAUCAUAUGUUGCCUUGCAGCUCUGCUUGCGUUUUGAACAUUUGUUUCGGAUCCCAUAAUCAUUUUAUACAAAUCCAUGAAGAGUUCCGCUUACAGAGUCUGUUAUGAAGGAACAUGACAAUUGACUCCAUCAGAUGCUUCUCUUAUUCUUCUGCGGAAGCCUUCUUCUCCAGCUAAUUAUCCAAGAACCAUGUAUGGAGUAUGUAUACAGAGCAACCAAGGUGUAACUUGUGGUACUGGAUUCUCUAUUUCUCGAUCUCAAGACAGAGAAAGCCGUUCUCCCAGUAUCAGAUUGUAAACUGUUGGCAUUCUAAAUAAGCCAUUUAGGGUAUUACAAAGAAAGGAAAUAAUAAGAUUAGAAGAGUUUGGAGUAAUAGUAGAUCUUCUUGUAGUGGUGAUAGCCUUUUUUUUUUUGUUUUAGGAGGUAAGAAAGAUUUUAUUCAUUUCAUUUCUCAAGUUAUCUUAUAUUUACCCCCAAAACACCAGAUCUGAUGUUCCUUUGUUGCUCUUUCUCUUGGUGCAGUGUUGUCUUUUUUGUUUUUGUAGAUAACAAAGUAAAAGAAAGUUACAAAUAGAGUUCUGCGGUCUUGGAGAACGGUUUUCUCUGGGUUACCAAUAACUUCCCUAUCUGAUUUUCAGUUGCAGUUUUCCGGCAAAGUUUUGAAACAGGCUUUUGUUCCUCUUUAUCUUUGUCGUAUCUUAACUAAAAUGUUUUUUUUUUUUUACUGAAAAUCCUCAACUCAUGAGUGUAUGUUUGCCUUUUCUGGUUUUGAAUGGCCUUAAUGUAUAAACUGUACAUUGUUCAUCAAAGAUAAUAUAAGUGAGAGAAUCUUACAGUCC